Molecule: messenger RNA, 1509 nt
Organism: Penicillium longicatenatum
Lineage: Eukaryota; Fungi; Ascomycota; Eurotiomycetes; Eurotiales; Aspergillaceae
Product: cytochrome P450
Exons: 3
Coding region: 1-1509 (502 amino acids)
Molecular function (GO): monooxygenase activity; heme binding; oxidoreductase activity, acting on paired donors, with incorporation or reduction of molecular oxygen
Source: RefSeq, a predicted model, not a curated record
AUGAUCGAAACCGCUCCAUUUGGGAUGCCAUUUGUCGGCCACGUAUGGGCCUUUCUAUGGAAUCCUGAUAGCUUCCUGCGGUACAGCCGCGAGAGAGCUAUGCACGGCAUCUUCAAUCUCAAGAUGUUCGGCGUUGACACCCGCAUAAUUCACAAUCCAUCACUAAUGAAAUCCUUCUUUGCGCUGCCGGGCUCCGUCAUUGAGCACAAGACCAUGGGAUCGAACAUCAUAACCAAAAUCUUCAGCUUUCCAUCAGCCGAAGUACCUCAGAUGAUAAACCAUUUCGAUGAGCUGAUGAAUACCUUUGUCACUCAGCUGAUGAAAGGCCCAGGCUUCGAACGGUCGUGGAAAAGACUCUUGACCGACAUUGAAGAAACAGUACCGUCAAUUGUCAGGCCCCCUUCCGGUCCCGAGGAUCUUCGGGGUUGGGAGCGAUCCGCCAAUGUCGAGGUUCAACCCGACGGGACUAUCGAAGCCGAUCUUUUCCCUCUCGUCCGGAACUGUGUGGGCUUGUUAAGCUCAACAGAGAUGAUGGGGCAUGCUUUUGUCGAUUCUCAUCCUGAUUUCCUGGAGGAUGUUUGGCAGGUAGAUGCAAAUAUAAUGGGGUUUGUUUUUGGAUACCCAGGCUGGCUGCCAUCGAUUGCGAAAGCGCGAAAAUCCCGGGCCCGCAUCGUGGAGAAGCUAAUGGCGUGGCAUGCGGACAUGGAAGCCGUUGGGCCGGUGGCCAACUCGGAUGCCGAGUCGGGGCCAUUUUCGGACGUUAGCGACUUGAUGAAACAACGACAAAAAAUCUGGUCUGCCCGAGGAUUCUCGAUGCAAGCUCGUGCUGCCGUGGAUCUGUCGAUAUUGUGGGCACUCAAUGCAAACUCCAACUCCACAGUUUACUGGAUGUUGCGAAACAUCUAUGCUACCCCUGGCUUGUUAGAGAACAUCCGUCAGGAGAUUGCCCCCGCCUGUUUAAUCAAUGACAACGAGUUGCAGAUCGACUGGAAGAGACUUCACAACAGUAGUCCUCUUUUCAAGUCUUGUUAUUUCGAGUCUCUCCGCCUUGACUCGGCCCCUUGGUCAUUCAAGCGCCUCCAAAAAGACUGUACUGUGCAGGAAAUGGGGGAGGAUGCGCGGUCACCCGAAGCAAAAGGCAAGCCAACAGUAUUUCCCAUGAAAAAGGGAGAUGCCGUGCUUGUCCCUGCUGAUCUGCAUCAUACCGAUUCGCGAUACUUUCGCAACCCAUCUGAGUUCAUACCAGAGCGUUUCUUCGUGGAAAAAGGCGACGGUCUUGUUCAUUCGGACAUCAAGACUAUCAGGCCGUAUGGUGGAGGAGCAACAAUGUGCAAAGGGCGAUUUUUAGCAGAGCGCGAAGUUUUGGCGUUUGUGGCUGCCAUGCUCAUUUGUUGGGAUUUAGAACCUGUCAAGGGAAGCUCAUGGGAUAUGGAUGGGAGAACAAAGACAAGUGGUGUCUGCAGCCCGAAGGAUAAGUUGAGAGUUAGUCUUAAAAGAAGAGUCACCUAG